Molecule: messenger RNA, 426 nt
Organism: Phytophthora sojae
Lineage: Eukaryota; Oomycota; Peronosporomycetes; Peronosporales; Peronosporaceae
Exons: 1
Coding region: 1-426 (141 amino acids)
Source: RefSeq, a predicted model, not a curated record
AUGCCAAAGGACCUGGCGAAGAAGGUGUUGAGCGUGGACGGCGGCUUGAUUAGGGCGGUUAAGGCCGCCACACUCCGUGAUGUGAAUGCGUUCAACGCGUCGAUUCGCACGAGCUCGAAGGCCGCUGCGGGCACAGACGCUCUGUACAAGGCGGAUAAGGGCGUGGAUGCGAUGUGGCACCCUCGAGAUGAAUGCAGUAGCGAGUCCGAGCGUCCAUGUAAAAGGCAAAAGGUGUGGGUCCAGUUGAUGGACGAGAGGACCCACGACGUAUUCGCCGAUACCAGUCUGCAGUUGGUGACUUUGCGAGAAGACGACGGUAUCAUCGUCGAAGUCGCCGAAGCGGCCCAGGCAUUGUACGAUGAGGAGCAACCAGUAGGGAAGAAUUGCCUCGGCCACGUGCUACCGUCGCAGCUGACGGUGUACUAA